AGACGGCGCGUCUUGUGCUCUGGGCGUCAAUUCUUCAAGGAAUUUCUAGUUUCAGACUGUUGAAGGACAAAACAGGACAGCAAAAUGAUGGCUAACAUUGGCAUGCUAACGAAGUGUUGUCUUCUCCUGUUAAUUGCCUACAGUUGCCAAGGAGCGGACGUUGCAUACGAUACGGCGUGCACAUCAGGAACCGACACUUGCACCGUGACAGGGACCGCAUGCAUUGAUGACGGUGCAGGCACUGAUAAGUGCCUUUGUGAUGGAUUUUGGGAAGCGAACACUGCUAGCGACGGUUGUGUUUGUAAGGCUACUUACAACUUAAACACAGCCGAAGACGCCUGCAUUGGAGAGGUUGGUGCCACGUGCACUGCAAGCACUGACAGCGAUUGCCUGGCAAAUGGAGUGUGUACUGGUACUACAUGCGCAUGUGGAGCUAAUUUCUUAACCGGGGCUUCAAAUGACGACACGUGUAGUGCAGGAGUGGGGGCAACGUGUACAGCUAGCGGUAGCGAGUGUAGGCACGUACCAGGUGGCUAUUGUAACACAGCAGCAACCUCCGCAGUUUGUGCCUGCGGUGCGGCGUAUACCGCGUCUACAACGACAUGUGUUGGUGCUACAUGUACAGCUGACAGUGUGUGUGUAACCCUUGACGCCAACUCUAUGUGCUACAACGGCAAAUGUCAAUGCAAAGCGGGGUACAGUGUCAAUCCGAGUGGAACAAAUUUGUGCGUUACUACUUUCGGUAGCGGAGCCAAGAGCAUUGUUGGGUCAAUCACGGUUCUGAUCGGAAGUCUCCUCCUAGCAAUGCUGUACAUGUAAAUCACUCCUUGUCGACCUCACCAAUAACGGACCAAGACAAAUGAAUUCAUGGACUUCGAUUACCAAUUCACGAGCAAUCCAACAUUUCUUCAAGGCUGUACCAUAGGCGUUGUUUCAUCGAUGGCGAUUCUGAGCGGAAGUUUCUUUCUAACAAUUCUACAUGUGCAAAUCAAUUCACUGACUGAAGAAUGUUUUAUACACAUGAUUUUAUAUACAAACAUGGGUUCCAAUAGUCAAUCAUUUUUUGCUUAAAAGCAAUGCUAUUUACGUAAAUAUUUGUCAUAUACAAUUUGGUGAACAAUGUUAACGCGAUAAGCAUAGGAAUAGAACAUUUUCAACUCCGUCUCAUUUCUAAAUUAUAAAAAUAUGUUGGUUUUAUGUUGCUCUUGUUUGUAUGGGAAUAGCUUUGCUGUGUAUUUUUUUUUGCUUUUGUAUUAAGUAAACAUGAGUUCGGCUGAACAGUUAUCUCCCUUAAUAGACGUUGGUAUAACUUUAAAGAUAUUGCGAUAGCAUUUUGCUGUUCAAGUUUUUAAUGUAGGUGUAUCAGCUUUCUUUAGGUUGAAGACGACUGAUUAAGCCUGAGCCUGUUUACACAUUCAUGUUACUCUUUUAAAGCAUUUUCAACUAGGCAUAAACUACUUGCACUAUUGUUUGAGAACAAAACAAAACUGAAAGCAGAUCUGUAAUAUUUAUAUCAGUUUUUAUAUACGUUUCUGUAAUGAUAACUAUAGUGCUGUAGUACUGACGCGAAAUUUUUUUUGAUGUGUAUUUUAAAGGGACGUUUAUUAUUCCAUUCUCAAGUGCGUAAAGACUGCGUACCGUCUGUACUUCAUUUUGAGUAUUUAUGUCCCCUUAAAUACGUUUAUUUCACAGUUGAUAUAGAAACAAGUUAUAACGUUGAAAAAUAAGAAUUGUUUUAAAUCUAUAAUUCAAUAAAUUGACCAUUAGAACUGUCUACUGUAACACAUUCUGCAUGAUUAAAUCUUUGAAAAAAACUA
Molecule: messenger RNA, 1817 nt
Organism: Mya arenaria
Lineage: Eukaryota; Metazoa; Mollusca; Bivalvia; Myida; Myidae
Product: cell-cell adhesion glycoprotein 64-like
Exons: 7
Coding region: 85-819 (244 amino acids)
Source: RefSeq, a predicted model, not a curated record